Messenger RNA from Cuscuta epithymum, 2283 nucleotides. Lineage: Eukaryota; Viridiplantae; Streptophyta; Magnoliopsida; Solanales; Convolvulaceae. The record is from the annotation of a GenBank genome assembly.
UUCUUCGCUUCUUCUAUUCAUUCUUCCUGUUUCGGAGAUUAUGGAAAUCGUUUCUUCUCCAAAUCCUUCUCCAAUCAUACAUGUCUUGAUGAACGUAGAUGGCCAGUGGUUGUCCAACAUUCAAUUUCAGAGCGCAACCUCCAUCGCCAUUGAAAUUCCUUUCUGUUGCAAGUGGAUUGAAUUUUGUGGAAUUGUAUACAAUUCGUUGGGCCUAAGAGAUCCUGUUCGUGCUAUACGUAUUUCAUAUGUGUUUCAAGCAUGUCCUCCACCGCUUAUCAUCAAUGACGAUUCCAGCUUCAGUUUUUAUCUUCAGAUGAAAAUCAUUCAAUCGGACUUAAACCAACUUCCUCUUUGUGUAGAGUUUGUUCCCCCGUUUCAAGGAUGUACUGAAAGUGUGUCAAACACGAUUAAUUACUCUUUUUCGGAUGAUGAAGUUUUGGAUGGUUUUGAGGAUUCCGAAAUAUUAGCAGCAACAGACCAACAAACAAUGCACUGUAGUGAUGUUUUGGAGGAUUCUGAUUUCAGCCCUUCGUCUUUUGAUGAAGAUGUUAUGAAUGAUGACUUCAUAUCUUCGGUUGAGGUUCCUCUGUGUUCUGUUGUUCCCCACUUUGACCCCACUCGUCUUGCUCUGGACGCAAUAUAUGAAAGCAAGAAGGAUUUUAGUUUUAACUUGAAGAUGUAUGCAAUAACUAAUUUUUUCCAAUACCGAACAAAGUCAUCUUCUCCUAAGGUGUUACAUGUUAUUUGUGUGGAUCCUGCUUGUCUGUGGGCUGUUCGUGGAGUUCUCUUGGAUGAAAGUGGCUUGUUUCAAGUGCGUAGAUUUGAUAACGAUCAUACUUGUCCCAUUGAUAUUAGACAAGCUAAUAGUCGCCAGGCUUCUUCCUCUCUUAUUGCUGAACUGAUCAAGCAUGAAUUUGAUGACUUGUCCAAAAGAGCUUACACACCUCAUUCAAUCAUGAGAGAUAUGAAAAGAUUGCAUGGAAUUGUCAUGUCAUAUAAAAAGGCUUGGGUUGCAAGGGAAAUUGCAUUGAAAUUGGCUCGGGGAUCUGAGAAGGAGUCGUACAAUAGACUUCCUUCUUUGUGCUACAUGCUUGAUAAAGCAAAUCCAGAUUCGAUUGUUUCAUAUUCUUGUACUGAAACUGGAGAAUUUCAGAACUUUUUUAUGUCUCUUGGUCCAUGGAGACGUGGAUGGGAGAAGUGCAUUCCAGUUAUUGUUGUUGAUGGAUCGUUUUUGAAAUCGUAUUACAAGGGAACACUUGCAUUUGCUAUUUGCAGUGUUGAAAAUACUGAUAACUGGACUUGGUUUUUCAACAUGUUGAAGAAUUGUCUCAACCAUAGAAAUGGUUUGUAUAUCGUGUCUGAUCGGCAUGAAGGAAUUAUAAAUGCCGUUCAUUCUGUCUUUCCAUAUGCGGAACAUGGAUAUUGUGUUUAUCACAUAUUAGGCAAUAUAAAAUCCAAGUUUAAAGGUUCUGCAAAGGUGUUGUCUUGGAAAUUCUUACAAGCAGCGAGAGCGGGUUCUGUUUAUGAAUGUGAAGAGUAUCUUUCCAGGCUUGAUUAUGAUGACCCGCGUAUACGUACGUACUUGCAAAAGAUUGGUAAUGAGAAGUGGUCUCGUGCAUAUGCUAGCCGCAACCGUUAUUCUGUGAUGAUGUCUAACAAUGCGGAGUCUUUGAAUGCUGUUUUUGUCACGGCUCGUGAGUAUCCCAUCUGCAAGUUGAUUGAGUUUAUAGUACGCACAAUGCAAACAUGGUUCUGUGAACGCAGAGAAGAAGCUGCAUCAAACAGAUCUCGACUCUCUGCUUACUUUGAGGCGCAAUUACGGCUAUCGCAAUCAAAUGUUGCAUUAAUGCAGGUCAAGCCAUCAUGUAUCUUUGAAUUUGAGGUCUUUGAUGUGAAAGGAAGAUCAUAUGUUGUCAAUUUAAGAGAAGGGACUUGUACAUGCCGUGAAUUUGAACUUGAUGGCUUCAUAUGUGUUCAUGCCAUCGCUGCAAUCCGUUCUCGUCCGGGACUUUCUGCUUAUGACUACAUUCCUGAAUAUUAUACUACACAGAAAUGGUUUUCAGCUUACGAGGGCAUCAUUCAUCCCAUCGGUAGUCCCGAUUGUUGGGUUGUUCCCCAUGACGUAUCACAAAUCAUUUGCAGCCCUCCAUCUUGUUCUAAGAGACCUCCUGCAAGACCCAAGAAGCGACGUAUUCCAUCUACCGGUGAUUCGGUGAACAUGUGCGUCGACAAAAGUGUACACGUUGCUCAAUGGUUGGUCACAAUAGGAAGACAUGCCGAAAC